CGACAGAUCGAUAGGGGAGCCAGCGCCACUCGCGACUCGAUCUCUGAAGUGAUCGCACGCUUCGCAGACCGCUUCGCCGCUUCUCAGUAUACUUCGACGCUCUAAGUCUAAGGGAUCAGUUAUGGAGUAUAAUCGUUGGUGGCUGAUGAUGGUGGCCCUGGUGGUGGUAUCGGUCUCGAUGUCCCUGGCCGAGCCUCGGUCCGACCAUGAGCUCGUGCGCACCGAACGUGGCGCUAAAAAUAAAGAGACCUGCCGCUACGUACGCGGCACGUGGUCCGAAUGUGACCCCAAGACGAACGUGCGUUCACGCACUCUUACUCUCAAAAAAGGAGACCCUGUCAACUGUGAACGUGCUAAAACCAUACAGAAAAAGUGUAAAAAAGCCUGUCGUUACGAAAAGUCAUCAUGGAGUGAGUGUAGCCCCAAUGGCGAAAUGUCUCGGACGGAUAUGCUGAAGAAUAACAGUGACCCAACCUGUGACACCAGCAGACGCGUCACAAAGAAAUGCAACAAGAAUAAGCAGCUCAAGUCCACCAAGGACAAGGGUCGCCGAAAUCGUCAGUAAUUUUUCAAGACAUUCACUUUAGUAAAAUAAAAUUAACCUCGUUAAUUCGAUGGUGUUUGUUCGAUGGCUCUAAUUUAUGUCAUAGUGCCAAAUAGUAUCAAUGGUUGUCUUUCUUUCUAAUUUGCAUUAUAUUUAAUAGACGUAAUUUAGCUACAACGUUACAGUACAAUCUAUCUUUAAAUUUUCUUCUUUUAAAUAUGUACUAGCCACAAUUUCAUUUUAUUACUAUCUGUAAGUUGGAUAUUUGAUAUUAAUAAAGGAGUACUUAAAA
Messenger RNA from Danaus plexippus (monarch butterfly), 836 nucleotides. RefSeq lists its product as uncharacterized. Gene Ontology annotation, cellular component: extracellular region. Gene Ontology annotation, biological process: mesoderm morphogenesis. The record is from RefSeq and is a predicted model, not a curated record. NCBI's taxonomy places the organism in Eukaryota, Metazoa, Arthropoda, Insecta, Lepidoptera, Nymphalidae. The coding region runs from base 122 to 565 and encodes 147 amino acids. Gene Ontology annotation, molecular function: growth factor activity; heparin binding. The transcript has 5 exons.